Drosophila suzukii is the source of this 5255-nucleotide messenger RNA. It is a transcript of the gene Usp7, whose product is annotated as Ubiquitin-specific protease 7. Gene Ontology annotation, molecular function: protein binding; cysteine-type deubiquitinase activity. Gene Ontology annotation, biological process: protein deubiquitination; regulation of protein stability. Gene Ontology annotation, cellular component: cytosol; nucleus. The record is from RefSeq and is a predicted model, not a curated record. Lineage: Eukaryota; Metazoa; Arthropoda; Insecta; Diptera; Drosophilidae.
UUUGACAGCUGCACGAGCUGCGCGCUGCAUGUGUAUGUGUGUGUGCGAAAAUAUUAAUUGAUACCUGGCGAUGCGAUGCAGUGCCGUGUGAAAUACGUCGGAGCUGGUUGUUUAUAAAUUCAAACAGUUUAACUUCUGAUUCGACAAAAUUUGUGUUUUCGGCAUACUUGUUUGCUGGGGCCAGCCAAAAAAAAAAAGCGACGUGCAACGCACACACACCGACAGGGUAAACGCGGACGGGAAAAACGCACACACCCAUACAAAUGCCAUAAAUUGAAGUGUAUGUGUAGUAUUGUAUUGUUGGAAAGAAAGCAAGCAAGCGAGCACACGCAUACGGCAAAAUACGAAAAGAAUAUAUACAUAAACGUUUUUUUCGCCAGAGCUUAAGUUCAGCUACGGGUUACGCUGCUGUUUUCCGAUUUAAACGCCCUCGCCUUGCCGCCCACCAGCCAAUAUCCUCCGCCCAGCGCCAACCCCCUCCUUUUCUGGAAUCUGUGAGGUGAGAGAGAGAAGAGAGCGAGCGGGCCGAAAAUAUAUUUAUUUAUAUUUAUUGACAGCAAGCGCGGAUAGCAAGUGAGUGGGAGAGCUUCGAUUGAGAGAGAGGGAGAGACACACCGAGAGCAGGAACGCCGCAUAGCGGCUGGAACGGUGAUCCAGUCAUCCAGCAAUCCAGCAGGGCCAAUCCAGUGAUUCCCCAUCCUCCCGACCGAUACCCGAUAACGAUACCUCUACCGAUCCGAUACCGAUCCUCCGCGGAGGAGCCGCCGAUUUUAGCACCAUUCAAGUGCCGACUAAAAUGGAAAUUGAAACAGACCAGUCUAUUGAAGCAAUGGACACCCAGGACACCCAAGAGGUCGAGAUCCUCACCAGUGACCUCCAGCAGCAGCCACAGCAACAACAGACCCCGCAGCAGCAGCAGCAGAAUUCGCCACCUCAGUUGCCCAAAUUCAAAAAUCUAAUCCAGCCACAAUUGCACGCAGUGGGUGCAGUUACUCAGCUGCCCAGCGAGAACGGCAAUGUGCCGCCACAGCAGCUGCUGGCCGACAGUAGCUCCGCAUCCUUUGGCCAGGACGCCGAGGCCAUGGGCAUCGAUGAUGACUCCAAGGAGGAUCAGUUCCGUUCGGAGACCACAUUCUCCUUCACUGUGGAGAAUGUGGGUCAACUAAAGUCGCAGCGACUGUCGCCGCCAGUCUAUGUACGCAUGUUGCCAUGGAAGAUCAUGGUCAUACCCAAUGAUCGGGCGCUGGGCUUCUUCCUGCAGUGCAACGGGGAGAAUGACUCGCCCACCUGGUCUUGCAACGCCAUCGCCGAGCUGCGUUUGAAAUGCCACAAGCCGGAUGCACAGCCCUUCACCCGGGCCCGCAUCAAGCAUUUGUUCUAUUCCAAGGAGAACGACUACGGCUACUCGAACUUCAUCACCUGGCAGGAGCUGCAGGAUGCCGACAAGAGCUAUGUGCACAACAACAGCAUCACUCUGGAGGUUCACGUCAUUGCGGAUGCCCCGCACGGUGUGUUGUGGGACUCGAAGAAGCACACUGGCUAUGUGGGCCUGAAGAAUCAGGGCGCCACCUGCUACAUGAACUCACUGCUGCAGACAUUGUAUUUUACCAACUCCUUGAGAUUGUCCGUGUAUCGCAUUCCCACGGAGGCGGAUGAUAGCACCAAGUCGGUGGGCCUAUCGCUGCAGCGGGUGUUCCACGAACUGCAGUUCGGUGACCGUCCCGUGGGCACCAAGAAGCUAACCAAGUCCUUUGGCUGGGAGACACUCGACUCGUUUAUGCAGCAUGAUGUCCAAGAAUUUCUGCGUGUACUGCUCGACAAGCUGGAGUCCAAGAUGAAGGGCACCACCCUGGAGGGCACUAUUCCGGGACUAUUCGAGGGCAAGAUGUCUUCAUACAUCAAGUGCAAGAACGUCGACUACAACAGCACUCGCUACGAGACGUUCUACGACAUCCAGCUGAACAUCAAGGACAAGAAGAACAUCUACGAGUCCUUCCAGGAUUAUGUGGCCUCCGAGACCUUGGAGGGCGAUAACAAAUACGAUGCUGGUGUGCAUGGCCUUCAGGAGGCCAGUAAGGGCGUCAUUUUUACUGCAUUCCCGCCCGUUUUGCAUCUGCACCUGAUGCGCUUCCAGUACGAUCCCAUCACAGACAGCUCGAUCAAGUACAACGAUCGCUUCGAGUUCUACGAGCAGAUCAACCUAGACCGCUACCUGGCCGAGAGCGAGAAGACCUCGGCGGACUACGUCCUGCACGCUGUGCUUGUCCACUCUGGCGACAACCACGGCGGUCACUAUGUGGUCUUCAUCAAUCCCAAGGCUGAUGGACGCUGGUUUAAGUUCGACGACGACGUGGUCUCCAGUUGCCGCAAGCAGGAGGCAAUUGAACAGAACUACGGCGGCAUGGACGACGAGAUCUCGUUCCAUGCCAAGUGCAGCAAUGCCUACAUGUUGGUGUACAUCCGGCAAUCGGAGUUGGAGCGUGUCCUGGGCGAUAUACCGGAGAACGAGAUCUCGAGCGACCUAGUGGAGCGCUUGGACUUGGAGAAGCGCAUCGAGAUGGCGCGUCGCAAGGAGCGCAGCGAGGCCAACCUCUAUGUGUCCGUGCACGUCAUCCUCGAGGAGUACUUUGAGGACCAGCAUAAGCGUCGGUUGUUCGAUCUGGAGAAGGCCCAUCCGCGCAUCUUUAGGAUCAAGCAGAAUCAGACCGUCGACGAGCUGGUCGACAUGUUUGUCAAGGGUUUCGGCGUGUCGCGCGAUCGCAUGCGCAUCUGGAACAUGUGCACCGCCCAGACGCAGAAGUUCUUGCACUUUGACUUCGAAGCAGAGGCGUCGCGCACCAUCGAGCAGAUCCCCACAUCGCAGAAGCCGUGGGUCAUCUGGCUGGAGCUAGCCUGUCCGAACGUUCCUGGUCCCCUGCCGCCCUUCAAUCCCAAGUCGGAGGUCCUGCUGUUCCUCAAGUACUAUGAUGCGCGAAACAAGCGCCUCAACUACAUUGGAUGCACCCAGCAGCCAUAUACCCGCCGGCUGAUCGAUCUCGUGCCGGAGGUUAACCGCAAACUGGGCUUCGAACCGGAAACCGAGUUGACCAUCUACGACGAGUACGCCGACAAGAAGCUCCUCAAUCUGAACGAGCCCAUCGAGAGCGUGCUCUUCAUACCGCAGGACCAUCUGCAGGGUCACAUCCUUAUUUUCGAGCGCGAGUGCGUGGACGCCAAGCUGGACCUGCCCACUGUGGAGGACUACUUCCUGGAUCUUGUCUAUCGCAUCGAGAUCAUCUUCAGCGACAAGUGCAACCCCAAUGAACCGGACUUCACGCUGGAGCUCUCCAAUCGCUACAACUACGAGCAGCUAACCAAUGCGGUGGCCGAGCGCCUGAACACCGAUCCCCAGAAGCUGCAGUUCUUUAUGUGCAUCAACAACUACAAGGAGACGGCGGGAAAUGCAGUGCCCUACACGUUCAAGGGCACCAUCAAGGACCUGGUAUCGUACACCAAGCAGAGCACGCCCAAGCGCAUUUUCUACCAGCGCCUCUCGCUGAGCAUCCACGAGCUGGACAACAAGAAGCAGUUUAAGUGCGUCUGGGUGAGCAGCGACCUCAAAGACGAGAAGGAGCUGGUUCUGUACCCGAACAAGAACGAUACGGUAAAGGGUCUGCUGGAGGAAGCGGCCAAGAAGAUCACGUUCGCGGAGAAUAGCCGGCGUAAGCUGCGCCUAAUGAAGGUCAGCAACCACAAGAUCGUGGCGGUCUGCAAGGACGACAUACCGCUGGACACGUUGCUGAAGACCAGCGAGUCGAUCACGACCACCCAGGGCGCCCAGAAGACUUAUCGCAUCGAGGAGGUGCCGGCGGAGGAGAUGCAGCUGGCGGAGAACGAGUACCUCAUCCCAGUGGCCCACUUCAGCAAGGAGCUGUACAACUCGUUCGGCGUACCCUUCCUCACCAAGGCGCGCCAGGGCGAGCCGUAUGGCGCUCUGAAGCAACGCAUCCAGAGGCGUCUGAAUGUGCCGGACAAGGAGUGGGAGAACUACAAGUUCUCCGUGAUCAGCAUGGGCCACAAUGCGGAUGUGAACGACAAUACGCCCGUUGAUUUGGAGGUGUAUCGCUCGUGGACCACCGGUCAGUUGCCCUUCUUCGGCUUGGAUCACAUCAACAAAUCGCGCAAGCGCAGCUCGCUCAACUUUUCCGAGAAGGCCAUUAAGAUAUACAACUAGAGGGUGUGUUGGUUGGAGCGGGUGGACAUGCCUGUGAACUGGAUGAAGGAGCAAGAUUUUUUUUUGGGGAGGGGGUCAGAGGAUUAAGUAUUGCGAAAUGGAACGACGGCUAGGAAUGGAUGGAGAGUGGCGGCCUCAGUCCUCCAAAUUUGAAGCACGUGAAGCAGCAGGCAGAAGUCCUAGGAACCGUUCACACACACACACGCAGCACUUACCCCAUUUAAUUUAAAUAUAUAAACUGUUUUUGUAAUCUAACCGCUAAGUCAAGUAUAGUUAUUUAUUAACCCUCGCCGCCAACGGCGAUGUUAAAGAACUGGCCACGCACACCAGCUCCUCCUUCCUGAUCGCUUUGGAUCAUCGAUCCCAUCCGACACUGUCCAGUUCCGUUUCCAGUUGCAAUCCUGACCAGAGUCCGAGUAUCAACUUUCGCAUCGAGUUGCAGUCCCCCACAAUUCUACUGACUUGCUGCUUGAAUUAAAGUAACUUCAAUUUAGGCUUAGGCUUUUACGUGUGUGUGUACUUUCUAUGCUAUAAUAUUCUUAAUCGAUAAUUGUUUAAUCGCAGGCAGAAGUGAAUUCGAAACGGAACGAAUCGGUUGCUUUUGUCUAAAUGUAAAUAAGCGUUCGUUGCAAGUUGCCCAUUAAAAAAUAAAAAAAAGAACACAUAUGUAAGAAAAAAGAAAACAAAGGAAGAACCUAAACCUAAACCUAAAUACAACCAACAAAAGAUACAUAUAUAUAAAUAUACGGAGAGAGCUGUAAACAAAUAAACGCAACUAAGUAACAAGUAUAACUUUAAACGAAACAAAAAGAUUAACACAAAAAGUCACCGAGUUGCGCUAAAAGAGACAAGGAAGGCAAAGUUAUAAAGAUAUAUUCUAUUCGAGCAGCAGAUCGAAAGAGACAGAGAGACAGCGAGGAGAUGGAAAAUAUAAGAUUUGUUUCAAACAAUUAUUUGUGAUUUUUAAACAUGAAAUGAUAAAAGUGUAUGCAAAGGACUAGACAACAUAAUAUUAAUUAAUAAAUUACUAUAAUACAUACAG